Molecule: messenger RNA, 1169 nt
Organism: Musa acuminata AAA Group (dessert banana)
Lineage: Eukaryota; Viridiplantae; Streptophyta; Magnoliopsida; Zingiberales; Musaceae
Product: rac-like GTP-binding protein ARAC7
Exons: 8
Coding region: 295-927 (210 amino acids)
Biological process (GO): regulation of actin cytoskeleton organization; small GTPase-mediated signal transduction; regulation of cell shape
Cellular component (GO): cytoskeleton; cell projection; cytoplasmic vesicle
Molecular function (GO): GTP binding; GTPase activity; protein kinase binding
Source: RefSeq, a predicted model, not a curated record
AUUCGCCGGAUUUACGUGUCAGUUCUCCUUUUUGCAUGUUUAAGUUAAACUUAUAUGAACUCCGAGAGCUUUACUUCAUCGUCUGCUCUUACCUAAAACUCCACUCUCCUUGUCCUGCUGUCCACCAAGAAGAACCCAAGAUCGUGAUUAGCGCGCUUCUUCUCUUCUCGCCCAAAGCUGUUCCUUCUGGCUUCAAAUCGAAGCAACUCCGUCCUCGCCCUUUUGGUUUGUUUAUAGCGCGGUUCGUCUUCCUUGCUCUCCACCGCCAGGUAGCUCGAGACCAGAGGAGCGAGGAUGAGCGCCACCAAGUUCAUCAAGUGUGUGACUGUUGGAGACGGGGCUGUGGGGAAGACCUGCAUGCUCAUAUGUUACACCAGCAACAAGUUCCCCACUGACUACAUCCCGACUGUGUUCGAUAACUUCAGCGCUAAUGUCUCUGUUGAUGGCAGCAUCGUCAACUUAGGAUUGUGGGAUACUGCAGGACAAGAAGACUACAGCAGGUUGAGGCCGCUGAGCUAUAGAGGGGCAGAUAUAUUUGUUCUGGCUUUCUCGCUAAUCAGCAGGGCAAGCUACGAGAACGUUCUCAAGAAGUGGAUGCCUGAGCUUCGACGCUUUGCACCAAAUGUUCCUAUUGUUCUGGUUGGAACAAAACUAGAUCUUCGCGAAGACAAAGGAUAUCUUGCUGAUCAUCCAGGUGCAACUACAAUAACUCCCGCUCAAGGAGAAGAGCUCAGGAAACAAAUUGGUGCUGCAGCAUACAUCGAGUGUAGCUCCAAGACACAACAGAACGUCAAGGCUGUCUUUGAUACUGCAAUCAAGGUAGUUCUUCAACCUCCACGAAGGAAGGAGGUACCCAAGAAGAAAAGUAAAAGAAGCUCUGGUUGUCUAAUGGCGAACUUCAUGUGCGGAGGCACUUGUGAUGCCUAGAACAGAGAAGAAACUCAUCUUGGUGCGCUGAUAGCUGUAGUAGCAUGCAAGUUAGCAGGAACUUGUGACUACCGGGUCUCAUUCCCUGUGUUUCCCAUCGUUUUCGAAGGAAUCAGUUCCUUUCUGGUUUCUGUAAGAAGUAAUUAAUGUACACUUAAUAGUGCAAUUUUAGUCUCUAUUAGUAGUAUCUGAUAUUGAUGUCUGUGAAGUUGAAUGUGUUGUUGUAUUACAAGAAUUGCAGA